CUCCAUGCAGCGGGAUUGUCGCACCUGGGCGCGCUCCUGCCAACGCGCUAAAGUCACCAGGCACGUCACGUCACCACUCGGAACAUUCCCUCAGCCCUCUGGUCGCGCCAACGGAAUGAUCGAGCGUUUCCACCGACAAUUCAAAGCAGCCAUUAUGUGCCACCCGGACUCAACCUGGCUCGAGGCCAUCCCAGCCGUCAUCCUCGGCCUUCGCGCCACCUUCAAGCCGGACAUCCACGCUACACCAGCAGAGCUCGUCUACGGGGAACCACUCCGUCUCCCAGGUGAAUUUCUCGCUGCACAGCCAUCCAGCACUGCGACGUCAGAUCCCACCGACUUCGUCGCCCGGCUCCGACGCACCAUCGCCGCCUUACGCCCGUCACCUGCAGCCCACCACUGCAAGCCUACACCUUUCGUCUUCAAGGAGCUAGCAUCGUGCACGCACGCUUUCCUCCGCGACGACACCGUCCGCAGGCCUUUCCAGCCACCCUACACCGGACCCUACCUGGUCGUCCAUCGCGACAACAAGAAUUUCACUCUGCGCCUGAACGGGAACGACGUCCGCGUCUCGAUCGACCGGCUCAAGCCCGCAUACAUCGCUGUGAACGAACCGGACAGCGCCACUCCAUCCACAGCAGUGAAAGGCUACAUUUCCAAGAAGAGAACGACACCUCCGACGGCUCUUAAAGAGGGAGACGGCGGUGACACAUUCCCGUGCACGAUGGCUGUCAGUUGCCUGCUUGCCAACAUGAAACAAGCGCAUGUUAAGGGAACAGGGUGCGACUGCAAACAUUGCGUGGUACUCGACAACUUCAGCGAGGAGGAGUGCCUCUGCUAUCGAGAGAUGGAAGACCCUGUCACUGCUGCGCAGCCUGAAGGAUGCGUCACAGAGAACCCGGAGUUCCAUCUCGUGUCUAAACAUCGCUGUGCUCCGUACUUCGACCAGUUUGUUGACCAAGAUCAACUGCACUAA
Rhipicephalus sanguineus (brown dog tick) is the source of this 973-nucleotide messenger RNA. RefSeq lists its product as uncharacterized. The record is from RefSeq and is a predicted model, not a curated record. NCBI's taxonomy places the organism in Eukaryota, Metazoa, Arthropoda, Arachnida, Ixodida, Ixodidae. The transcript has 5 exons. Gene Ontology annotation, molecular function: nucleic acid binding. Bases 5 to 973 code for a protein of 322 amino acids.